Labrus bergylta (ballan wrasse) is the source of this 7314-nucleotide messenger RNA. RefSeq names its product SIK family kinase 3 (gene sik3). Gene Ontology annotation, cellular component: cytoplasm. Gene Ontology annotation, molecular function: ATP binding; protein serine/threonine kinase activity. Gene Ontology annotation, biological process: protein phosphorylation; intracellular signal transduction. The record is from RefSeq and is a predicted model, not a curated record. Lineage: Eukaryota; Metazoa; Chordata; Actinopteri; Labriformes; Labridae.
UAGGCUUGCUUGUUGUUCCCGCAGAGAGGCUGAGAAGAUGGCGGCCGUGUCAAGCGGAGGUGCUGCUGGGCCCGCUGCGGCCGGGAUUACGCACCCUGCCCGACCGACACACGCAGGCAUGGGCCCUCAGAACCGAGCCCAGCCACCCGCCAGCAUCUGCCCACCGAGCCGUACCAGCACGGCGCCUGGGUGCAUCACCAAUCCCGGCCACACUUCGGCCACCAGGCCCCCCCCAGCCCGAGUGGGCCACUACGAAAUCGAGCGGACCAUCGGCAAGGGAAAUUUCGCGGUUGUUAAACUAGCCACACACAUCAUUACCAAAGCAAAGGUGGCUAUAAAAAUAGUGGAUAAGACUCAGUUGGACGAUGAGAACCUUAAGAAGAUCUUCAGAGAGGUCCAAAUCAUGAAGUUGCUGAAGCACCCCCACAUCAUCCGCCUCUUCCAGGUGAUGGAGACGGAGAGGAUGAUCUAUCUGGUAACAGAGUAUGCCAGCGGUGGAGAGAUAUUCGACCACCUGGUGGCUCAUGGACGCAUGGCGGAAAAGGACGCCAGGAAGAAGUUCAAGCAAAUUGUGGCAGCAGUCCAUUUUUGUCACUGUCGCAACAUCGUCCACAGAGACCUGAAGGCUGAGAAUCUGCUGCUGGACCACAACCUCAACAUCAAAAUUGCAGAUUUCGGCUUCAGUAACCUGUUUUCUCGAGGCCAGUUGUUGAAGACAUGGUGUGGCAGCCCCCCUUACGCUGCACCUGAACUUUUUGAGGGCAAGGAGUAUGAUGGACCUAAAGUAGAUAUAUGGAGCUUAGGCGUGGUGUUGUAUGUUUUGGUGUGUGGUGCCCUACCUUUUGACGGCAGCACUCUACAAAAUUUGCGGGCACGUGUCCUCAGUGGCAAGUUCCGAAUCCCUUUCUUCAUGUCCACAGACUGUGAGUACUUGAUCAGACACAUGUUAGUGCUAGAGCCCAGCAGAAGGUUGACCAUGGAGCAGAUCUGUAAGAACAAGUGGAUGAGACAAGGAGACCCUGACCCGGACUUCGACAGGUUGAUAGCUGAGUGUGAGCAGGUGAAAACGGAGCGGGAAACGGAGCUCAUCAAUGAGCAGGUGCUGAUUGCCAUGUCGGAGAUGGGUCUGGACAGAGAGCGAACACUUCAGUCCUUACAAACAGAUGCAUACGAUCACUACAGUGCCAUCUACAGUCUGCUGGCUGACCGCCUCAAGAAACACAAGACCCUGCGUGUUGCACCGCCCACACCGCGCUCCAUUAGCUAUCCUAUUAACGCUGUACAGCAGACGGAUCCACAGGGUAAUCCCGUUAGCAUGACUGUUCCCCACGUCCAGCUCAUCAACCCAGAGAACCAGAUUGUUGAGCCGGAAGCUAAUAUGGCACUGGACAGUGAUGAAGGGGAAGAGCCAUCUCCAGAGGCCAUGGCUCGCUACCUUUCGAUGAGGCGGCACACUGUUGGGGUACCAGACCAAAGGACAGAGAUGCAGGAGGACCUCCAGAAACUACCACCGGGUUUCCCUCGUGGUGCAGUCCCCCAGGUUCCCUUCCCUCAACUGGCCCCCACAAUGGGCCAAAUGCACACUCUAAUGCCCACACAAAGCCUGCAGCCCACACAGCAGCUGGAGUACAAGGAGCAAUCUUUGCUGCAGCCCCCUACCCUGCAGCUGCUUAACGGCAUGGGGCCUCUUGGUCGGAGAGCUUCAGAUGGCGGUGCCAACAUUCAGCUACACGCUCAGCUCCUCAAGAGGCCUCGGGGGCCCUCACCACUCGUCGCCAGCCCGCACCCUAUCCCUGCAGUAGCUCCGGUGGAUGAGGAGGGAUCGGACGGAGAGCCUGACCAAGAGGCAGUACAAAGGUACCUGGCGAACCGCUCCAAGCGGCACACGACGCACGCGCUCAUGAGCACAUCGCAUGGCGAGCCCUCUGCAGAGUCACAGCGGCCUCAGGGCCCCCGCCAGAGGGGCUGCUGGGCCCCCGACAUACACACCCGAUCCAGCUACAAGGACUGUAAUACCCUUCACCUCCCCAUGGAGCGCUUCUCACCUGUCAGACGAUUCUCUGAUGGCGCGGCCACCAUCCAGGCUUUCAAAGCUCACCUGGAGAACAGCAGCCUCAUCAAGCAACUCAAACAGGAGUGUGAGCAGCUCCAGAAGAUGUAUGCUGCCCAGCAGGAUGAGCGAUUUCUUGAGCACACCCAGCAACAGCAUAUCCUCUACCAGCAAGAGCAACAAAUCCUCCACCAGCAAAUCCAGGGUCUGUCUUUAGGCCAUGGGGAGAGCCAGCCCAGUCACCUAACCCACCAGCUCCAGAGGUUGCGUAUCCAGCCCUCCAGCCCUCCGCCAACACAUCCCAGCAACCACCUCUUCAGACAGCCCAACCAGAGCCCUCCGCCCGGCUCUGCAGGCAUGAUGCAAGGGCAUGGAGGCCCGUCACCAGUGCAGUACCAGCACGGUACUCAGGCUCUGUAUCAGGGCCAGAGUGGCAGCCCACCUCCCACAAGCAUGGCUCGAGUCUCUCUACCAACCAGUCAACAAGCAGCGUCUGUUCGCCCCACCGUCCCGUUGGCUCCAGGUGUACCUCAACAACAGCAGGUGACCAUUCAGGUUCAGGAGGUUGAGCUGAGUGGUGGGGCGCAGAGACAGGGCACCUUUUUGGUGACGCCAGGUGGACACAGAGUGCUCGGGAAGCAGCUGAGUGCAGACAACGCCGAGUCGCACAGUCGCAGCCUUGGCCGCUUCACGUCCGCCUACGAUCAGACCCAGUUCAAUCCCCACCUCUUUUCUGGUGAUGUCACCUCCCGUGCUGGCGGAGUGGUCGGCUCCUACAACCCCUACCUGCAGGGAGCCUCCCUCAAAGUCCCUGGACUGGAUGGUUAUCAGAGUGGGGUGGUGGGGACUGGUGGCUAUGGUGCCCCGUCUACACUACAGCAGGCCCUGCUUUCCCCGACUCCUUUGGACUACCGCCCCCCUCAACAGCACGUCACCCCCACCCUGCAGGGCCUCCUGUCCCCACGGCACUCUUUAACAGGCCACGCUGAUCCCAGACUGCCCCCUCAAGACUUGGCUGCCCUCCUGAAGAGGCAGAGCCCCCGGCCAUGUUCAGCAACCCCAACACCACCCAGUGGUGCACCCCAAGAGUAUGGAGAGAUGUUGCUCCUCCGCCAGCUGAGCCAGGGUGAGGUCUUGGAGCCACCUGCACCCCAGGGCGCCCCUGGAGGCCAACACUACCACCACCUCCUCCAGAUUCGACCCCCAGAUGUCCAAGCACCCCAGCACCCCGCCCAGGCUCCUUGUCCCAGCUUACCUCACUCGGAAAGCAUGGAGGAGGAUGAUGUGCCGGCUGCCUACCACCACCCACAUGAGGGCCUGCUAGUCAAGGCAGUUGAAGCUCAUGAGCUCCUGGGGUCUCCUAGAGGGGGAACGCCACCCUACAACUCACCUACACACAGGCAUGGUGGCUUCAUUAGGAAUGCUCCAGCACCUCGAGAACCUGAGCACGUGGAAUGCAGGCCUCAAGGGCAGGCCAUGGAGGUGCCUGAUCAUAACGGUGUGGGCUAUACUCGAGGUCCACAAGGUGACGCCUAUAGGUCCCGUGGACAGCUACAGCGCCACCACACCAUCCAGACCUGUGAUGAUGCCUACGAUCAGGCAGACCCCAUGUCUGGGAUGAGCCUGAUGGCUGGGAAGGCACUAAGCUCAGCUCGCAUGUCGGACAUUCUCAGCCAAACGUCACUGACAGGAAGCCAGCAGCUGCGCCAGCGGGAAGAGUCAGUGUGUGAUGUUGAAGAGGAGCUCCAUGCUGCAGCCUGCUACCCCUCCUCCUGCACCAGUGACAUGCUCCUCAGCUACAAGCCCCCUGACCUGCAGUACAGCAUGGAGCAGGCCGGGGUUUAGCACAGGACGGGGUCUAUCCUGCAUACAGCGGUCCAUAUCAGCCAUCCUGAGUUGUGUUGACUUGAGUUGAGCAGCAUCACGCCAAAUCACCAUCGUCUGCCCAAGCGAGGGCGCUCUACGUCCAUCUUGUCUGUCUCCAUCUGUCCCUGGGAGGGCAGGUUCAAAACUAGAGUGGGGGAGUGUGGGUGGGUUAUAGACAUUAUAGGGGAGGGGGGGAACAGGUAGGGCCCUUGGGUUUUUAAGUGCCAGCAAAUUCUGUCCGUACAUCCAGCGAUUAUAGCUGUGGGUUGUCUCCUGUUUUUAGCUUCCAUCAUGCGUAGAUGGGGGUUUCACUCCUCCCUCUUUCGGCUCCGCCCCUCCCCAUGACAAGCCUGCCCCUCCUUCACGCCCACCUGCCGCCCAAACCAACUCCUCCUCUUUAACCCCUUUGUCCUCUUAUAACUGUUGGCAUACUUCAUUAUGUGCCUCAAUGGCCAACGCAUUGAUACUGUCAUACUUUCAAAUACAUAAGAGUCCAAUAACACAAUAAGCAUACACACUGCUGCCACAAACCCAAAGUAUUCACGUCAGUUGUGAGUGUGUGUGCGUGUGUGUGUGUGUGUGUGUGCGUGUGUGUGCGCGCGUGUGUGUGUGUGUGUGCGUGUGUGUGUGCGUGCAUGGCUGACCAGAAGAGGUGAGCAGAGGGAGAGGUGUGUGAGGUUCAGUCUGCUCCUCUGCGCCCCCUCCCCUCCUUCUGUCCCGCAGCAGAUCAUUCCGGAGCAGGCUGAAGUCUCGGCGGCAGCGGCCCCCUUUUGUCGGCCGUGUGGCGGGUGUUUGGGUCAGGGUCUCCAACAUGGGCAACCAAAUCGCUCUCUCCAAAGAUGGAGCUCAGUGACAUCGCACAGGACAAACCAGCUCUCAUUAAUUUUAUGUUGUUUUUUUUUUUUUUCUCAUUCAUUUUCUUUUAAAACUAUUUUUUACGGCUUAUGUCCCUGUAGGCAUUAUGGUCAAUAUUGUUACUCUUAUUGUUAUUACUGUUUUCUGUAAAAGAGGUUUUAUUAUAAUGAAUAUUAUUAUUAUUAUUAUUAUUAUUAAAGGAAAAAAAAGUUCUGUGUUGCAAAGAUGACAACAUUGUUCUUUGAUUACUUAAGUAAUUUCUGCACUUUCGGUUCCAGCUAUCCUCUCUUGUCCGUUUCUUCCUCGCAGCCCCCUCUGCUGCGCCCCCGUUUCCCACCAUGCUGUUACCCUGCUUUCAAAAAUCCUACUCCCCAAACUUCCCCCCCACCUGACUUGUGUUACCCCCCUUUUUCCAUGCUCCUCCUCCCGUUCCAUGUCAGUGACCGUGUAUUGCAUUGUGAGUAGUUUUACCAGACAUUUGCUCCUUUCCUUGUACAGUAACGCCAUGUAUAGAACGCUAUUGCAAUUUCUGUAUGAAAUCUUCUUUUUUGUUACAUUUCUUUGUUGUUUUUAGACGUUGUUGGGGAGGCUUUUUUUAUAUUUGUAUUGUUUAUCAUUUGUAUUUUUGGAUGUCUUUAAAAUCUUUUUGUUUUUUUGUUUAAUGACUCUUUGAGAUUUCUAGCCAAAAGAGGACGGAGAGAAGAGAGACGGUGCUCUCUCUGUGUCGUUAAAAAAAAAAAGAUUGUUCUUAUUUGUUUUAAUAUUGUUCUAUCGAGACACUUGAAAAAAAAAGAGGAGGUUAAUUAUUAUUUUGUGUUGCUUUUUAAAGUUAUCAUUUCAAUUGAUGUUGUUGUGACUGUCAUUCUUGUUGAAGCCUGUUUUCUGUUACUGGUGGAUUGGGAGGGGGGGGGGGAUUUGUGGCAGGCUAUACAGGGUCAGGCUUUGGGUUUUGUUUGGGUUGGUCCGGGUGCUACAGAGACUUGACACAAGUAAAAACAAAAAGACAAAAAAAACGAGGGAGUAACUUGUAAAAUAGCUGACAUAUCAUCCCAAACAUCACGAGCGUGGAGAUGGACAAACCCCACUUCUCCAUUCUCUCUCUCUGGCUGCGCUACCUAUCUGCUGUGACCCCACCCACCAACUUAGAGGACAUCGGCUUGUGAUUGGACGGACAACGCCUUAAGGACGUGGUCCCUCCUCCCCCAAGCUCACCUAGUUGCUAUGGCAAGCAAGGAGGAUGACUACAACUACUAUAUUACUGGACUCCCAUGUUUCUUUUUUUUUUUUCCUUUAACAUCGCCUAUUUGGACCUUUAUUUGCUCCCCCCCCCCCCCCCAGAGCCUGGAUGGGACGGUUGGAGGAGGACACAGCUGCAUUUCAUGAACAGUUGAUGUCUUGUUGUAGUUGGGAUACACCUGGAAACAUCUCCUAAACAAAGAAGGGAAACAUUUCAGGGGGUGACUGCAGGAAGUAACUGAACUGUGGAAUCAGAACUCCUAAGCAAGAGGAAUACAGCCGGGGGGGGUAACUAAAUCAUAUCCAUCGAGGUCUGAGCCCGAAGCUGAGUCAGGCUCGAGUGCAGCCAGAUGGGAGGCUACCGCACCCUGGGGACCACAGCUGAAGGUUGAACCUCUCCCUUAUUAACUUCUAUAUAUCCGCCUCUUGACACCCCUGGAUGUUGAGUCGACAUGGAACCAGCGAGAGACUUUGGUGACAUAUUAAAGCUCCACUUCUGUGUUCACACGGGCUAAACCGACUAGCUAACUCUUUGUACGCUACAUACGUAAAUACAGAGGGGUGAGGAUGGUGUCACGCUGCCUAUGCUUACCAUUAACACAAUGUUACUUUCUGUCUACCCACCUCCACGCUUUCCUGGGAGAGGGCGGGAGUAGCUUUGGUGAUAAAUCCAAAAAACAGGAGUAUACAGUGAAGUUGGAUUUGCUCAUUCUUUUUAAAAAAACAAGCCAAAACAAAGACGAUAGAGAGAGAAUGUUGGGAGUGCUUAUUGGGGAUUUGAGAGGAAACUUCUGGAAUCAAAGACACUGCAUGUUUCCUGUCCCAUAGCAGGAUAUGAACUUUCAAAUUAAGACCGGAGGCUCCACUUGGUCUGAUGGCAGAGGUGUUGUCAGAUCAAGGGGUGAAGUUUGGCACAGAAAGUAACAGUUUCAGUAAAUGGGAAGCAUUGAACAUUUUGUUGAGAUAAUGUCAUCUUCUGCUUGUUCAGACUGACCCCUGCCCCCCCCCCACAUCCCACCCUUUUUCUGUCUUAACUCCUCCAUCCCUCCCUCCUCUAUUUUUGUUUCCUGAUCGCAGCCUCCCUGCUCAACAAGCCAGCUCUCUGCUCUGCUCCUGUUCUUUAGGUUCAUUUUGUUUUAUAUUGAUUCAUUUUUGUCUGUAUUUUUUUUUUCUGUUGUUUUGUUUUUAUGUUCAUUUCUGUUGAGUACAAAAAUACUAAAGUGCAACAACAAUGAUUAAAAAAGAAUAUCAACCAAACUGAGAUGAUAAAUAAAUAUAUAUAAAUAAAGAAAUAAUUUAAAAGGUCA